Molecule: messenger RNA, 3000 nt
Organism: Acanthaster planci (crown-of-thorns starfish)
Lineage: Eukaryota; Metazoa; Echinodermata; Asteroidea; Valvatida; Acanthasteridae
Product: nucleoside diphosphate-linked moiety X motif 6-like
Molecular function (GO): ADP-ribose diphosphatase activity; NADH pyrophosphatase activity; NAD binding
Source: RefSeq, a predicted model, not a curated record
GCCAUGUUUUGAAAAUCGUUGCUAGUUCGACUUCUGCUGUGCUUUGCUCAGCUAAAUUCCACUUGAAGACAAAAGGGGUGGGGAACAACCUGAACUUUGCAUGCAAAGGUCAAGCUUCCAGGAUCCUCACACAGACUGAGACUGGAAACAGUAAUGAUGAUUGAGCAGGGUUGCAGCCAAACCACAGAAUGUGAUACCUUGUCUGACUACCAUGUCAACAUACAUGUACAUAAAUGCACAUGUACAAAGCCAACUUUUUCGUGUCUUAGUUGGCUGAUGCAGAAUUCUGGGAACACCCGUCUCAAGGGAUUGUGUGUUCAGGUCGGACUUCCUGUUUGUAGAAUGGUCUGUUUACAAGGUCCCAGUCGGUGUGUACAACACAUCAACACCACAUUGUAAUUACGACACACUCUGGAAAUGAACCCUCCCGACCCUGCCCAAGUGAUUUUUAUUAAUGCAUUCCCUGCGUCUCUGCGCAGGAUGCCAAAGCGCACACUGAGGUUACUCGACUCCGUACAAGUAUCUCAUAGGCUACAUGUAGAUGCUGACAAACGCUUCGAGCACCAUGUGCAAAGCACCCAAGUACCUGAGACACUAUAGGUGAAAGCACCAUAUGUUGCCGCAAUGUUGUUCCAUUCUAUUCUAAGAACAGCUGCAUCCAGGAGGUUAUGUCCUAUCUUCAAAAACCCAACUGAAUGGUGUAAUAAUUAUGCAUCAAGCAGACAUGUUUGUAUGUCUGAUGCUGCCUCAUUGCUGAAUAUCGGCAAAGAAGACAGAUUUAACUGUAUCCAUGUGAAUGUGGGGGACGAUCGUCAUCUAAAGAGUUGUAAAUCCGAAGGAUCGGCUGCAUUUACUCAUUCUUUGUCGGAAUCAUUAUCACAGUGGCGGCUGGAGAGUCGCACGGCCGUUUGGUUAAAGUUCCCUAAGGAGCAGUGCCACCUGAUUCCAUUGGCUGCCAAGCAGGGCUUUGAGCUUCACCAUGCCAAGGACGGGCAUGUGGUGAUGUCAAGGUGGUUACGUCAGGAUGCCAGCCGUCUGCCUAGGUAUGCCACACACCAAGUUGGGGUGGCAGGUUUUGUGCUAAAUGAAGAAACAGAAGAGGUCCUGAUGAUUCAAGACAAACACAGGUUGGUAAGAUGGAAGUUUCCCGGUGGUCUGUCCAAUCCAGGGGAGGACAUUCAGGAUACAGCCAUCAGGGAAGUCAAUGAGGAGACGGGGCUUCAGACAGAAUUCAAAUCUAUCUUGUCAUUCCGCCAGCAGCACAAUCACCCAGGGGCCUUUGGUUGCUCAGACAUCUACGUUGUCUGCCGUCUGGCACCCCUGACCUAUGACAUUCAGAUCUGCCCAACUGAGCUGGAGGAUGCACGCUGGAUGAAAGUGGCAGACAUUUUGGCUUCAGAGGAGGAUCACUCACCACUUACGGUACGAAUGAGCAACCUGGUCAUGUGUGGUCUCAGGGACGGCUUUGACAGGAUCGACAUAGCCAUCGAUGAACUCCCCUCAGUCUACAACACCACCUACAAGCUGUUUCACAGGCCAUAUAUUGUAAAGUAACUCAGGGAAGCCACAUUUUAACGAGGUAGAAAAUUCUAUGCAAUUAUAGUUUUAAUGAAGUCAUGUGCUCAACUUAUUUACCAAGAGACUAGAUAAUGCCACUGAUUUGCUAUCUUCAACUGCUUUAUUCGACCCUAUGGGAGGGGCACAUUACUCAUGUCUCUGUAGUGAAGAUUCAAAGUAGGAGGGAAACCAAGGCUCUAAAAGUGGUAGGGGUAAAUCAUCCCCCUUGUCCAAUCAGAGGUGAGAUUUGUCAGGAUAUUUCUUGAUAUCAGGAUUUUUUUCAUCAGCUUUUUCCUGAUUUCAGGAUUUUUCAAACAUUCUCUUUAAAAUCUGGAAAAUCCAGAGACAGUGUUCUAGCCAGGCAUUCAAAAGCAUAUUGGGCCGGUAGGCUGAGCAAAACCCCGACACGCUGAAAAUCGUCCGAUACGCAGUUGAUACGUUUCUAUAUUCCAUGGGAAGAGUUGCUAAUAUAAAUUUUUAAAAAUUGCAAUCAGAAAUUUGAAAAAAGUUCUUUUAAAACACCGAUGAAAAGUCACCAGAACAUCGGCAAUAUGCACCAAAAUCCAACGCACCACAACGCAGCAUAGCCAGCGAGGUCGUACACACACAAAAGUACGUACAUGUACACCCAAGUUUUCACAGUUCUGUGGAAAAUCACUCAUGCGCGGCAAGAACAAUACUGGUUCCUGCAGCGCUGCUGACAAUGUAAUACAAGUGUAGAUGGGUCUGGAAGCCACGAUGGCAUGGCUGGCAGCACGGUGGUUGCCCGAUCCUUUCAUAGUACGCCUCGAAAACUGAUUGAAGAAAGCUACAGCUAACUUGUCACAAACCUGCUCUUUCCCUGUAGUUUCUUCUAAUGCAUUAAUAUCGAUGGUUAUUGUGAAAUACUUUGUCGUGGUUCAUGAGGAUGAUUUUUGGUAAGACCCUGGCACACACACUGUCUCGGUGUUGCGUGCAUAGUACUGUACCACAUCCAUGCACAGUCUUGCAGUGUUUUCGUAUGGAUCUUCACAUUUCCUUCGUAAUUUCGGUAUCGUUAAUCCUUCUCAUUCAUUUUUUGGUAGUGUGUGUUCGUUAUUUUAAGACCAAAUUUUUUACUUUUUUCAACACAAACAUCUAACCUUCUGAUAAUGAGAAUAAGUUUGGAAUGAUCAUGCGACAUACAGACAUAUUCUUUUUGACAAAAGUUUUAGAACCUAGCAAGAAAAUACAAACAAUGGUAGGGGCCUAGGUGAAAAGUUAAUUUCCAAGUAGGCGAGCCUGUUUUUGUAUACCCGAGGUGAGGCGAGGUGAAGGCCUAUUAAGCUAGUUAUAUUUCAUUGAUGCACAUCCAAACAAUUUCGUACCAUGGAGCUUCUCAAACAAGAACAAGCACAUGUAAAAUACAAUUGUGCAGUAAUGAAAUGUGGAUCAGAUACUUACAUGUAUUAGACAUUUGCCCCU